AGACUCGACCCGCACCGCACCGCGCACCGCACGCUCUCCACGCACUCUGGAGGACAGCUCAGCUCGGUGGUGAUAACGACUGAGGAGAAUAAAAAGAACUGACUGUCUGUGAAGGCAGCUCUUCUCUUAUAUGAUCUGCAGACACUUUUUUUUCAACGGAGUUUCCAAAAAGAGGAUUAACUUCACCUGAUCACACUCACCUGGUUUAACACCUGGUUCUGGUUGUGAUCCACGAUGCCAGCCGACACUCUGGAGAAGCAGACCGCGUCUCCUCUCGCCGGUGCCCCAGCGAGCGGAGCGCACACACCGGACAAACCCAAAAACGCCAGCGAGCACAGAAAAUCAUCCAAACCGAUCAUGGAGAAACGCCGCAGAGCGAGAAUAAACGAGAGCCUCGGGCAGCUCAAGACUCUCAUCCUGGACGCACUGAAAAAAGAUAGCUCCAGACACUCCAAGCUGGAGAAAGCAGACAUCCUGGAGAUGACAGUUAAGCACUUGAGGAACCUGCAGCGCGUCCAGAUGAGCGCAGCUCUCUCAGCAGAUGCCACCGUCAUCAGCAAAUACAGAGCCGGAUUCAACGAGUGCAUGAACGAGGUGACGCGCUUCCUGUCCACCUCCGAGGGGGUGAACACGGAGGUGAGGUCUCGGCUCCUCAACCACCUGUCCAGCUGCAUGGGCCAGAUGUUGUCCAUGAACUACCCGCAGCAAUCCGCGUCCCAGCAGGCGCACCUGGCUCAACCUCUCCAUGUGCAGCUGCCGUCCACUCUGCCCAUCAACGCUGCUGCUGCUGCUGCUGCUAUGGGCGCCAAACUCAGUUCAGUGGAGGCCAUCUCCCAGAAGGUGUUUGGUGGCUUCCAGCUGGUUCCUGCAUCCGAUGGACAGUUCGCCUUUUUGAUCCCUAACCCGGCCUUCGCCUCAUCCACCACGGCUCCAGUCAUCCCCCUUUACGCAAACGCAGGAGUGCCUGUUGCGGUCAACGCCAGUCCAGUGCACAGCAGCUUCAACGCCAGUCCGGUGCACGGCAGCUCCGCGUCCACUGCAGGUUCUCCGGUCCACGGCAUGACGUCCUUCUCCGGGGGGUCCCAGGCGGUCAGCCCGGUGGGAGUGAGCACCGGAUCGGAGGGCAGCGAGCCUGUGUGGAGGCCUUGGUAGCGCCAGGGACUAGAGACUCAUAUCAAGCAUUAUACUUUCCCAGUUUAGACAUUUUAACUGACUGCACAGACAACUGGACGGUAACUCUAACCACUUAAAGCCACCCAGUAGUUCUCACUGUUUCGUUUUAUGGAACAAAUGUUGCCUUAUGGCACAUGUUUUUUUUUUUUUUUUUAUAAAUAUAUAUAAUUUAUUGUCUGAUUCCAACAUUUGGAUGUCGGUGAUAAAUAUGCUGUACAUGUUUGAAGAUUUAUAGUACAUUUUUUUGUUAUGAAGUACUUUUUAUGAAAAGGUUUUUUAGUUUUGUACAGAGUUGAUUGUUAUAUACCAAAGCUGUGUUUUAUAUUCUUUGUUGUUCUGUGUUGAAAAAGAAAAACUGAAGUUGGGUAAUGGCCCAUUUGUUUUAAUAAAUUACUUUUCAGAAAUUAA
This is a messenger RNA of Sebastes umbrosus (honeycomb rockfish), 1581 nucleotides long. RefSeq names its product hairy-related 9 (gene hes4). Gene Ontology annotation, cellular component: nucleus. Gene Ontology annotation, biological process: regulation of transcription by RNA polymerase II; regulation of neurogenesis; anterior/posterior pattern specification. The coding region runs from base 235 to 1152 and encodes 305 amino acids. The transcript is spliced from 4 exons. Lineage: Eukaryota; Metazoa; Chordata; Actinopteri; Perciformes; Sebastidae. The record is from RefSeq and is a predicted model, not a curated record. Gene Ontology annotation, molecular function: RNA polymerase II cis-regulatory region sequence-specific DNA binding; protein dimerization activity; DNA-binding transcription factor activity, RNA polymerase II-specific.